AUGAAUUGGAACAAAUUUUUUACUGGUACACCAGAUCAUGGGGAUCACGGAAAUGUAGAUGAAACGGAAACGGAGGAUGAUGAAGACAUUACUGACAGUAACGGAACCGUUUCAACAGAUAAAAAAUCACAUUUUCUGGGAAUAUCUUUCUAUAAAUUUUCGCAUAAUAAUUUAUCACAUCGAUGCAUUAAACUAAUAUUUUUAAUGAUCAAUACUGCGACGUUUCUUGCAGGCAUCAUUGGCAUUGUAACUUCGAUAUGGAUCCUCACUGACAAUAGAAUAAUGUCGAGAUUAAUUGAUCAACGCUUUUUUAUUACAUCUCUAUUAUUUGUCAGUAUAAUUGCUUCACUAGUAUCGUUACUGGGAAUUCUUGGUUUACUCCGAAAAAAGAGAAAAUUCUUAAAUAUUUAUGCAUUGUGUUACUUGUUAUUUCUCUGCAUCAUAUAUAUCUGUGCUAUAAUGAGUUUCUGGAUCUUCGAAGAAAUCAUAAAGAAAAUUCAAAACGACAUGAGCGCCUCCAUUGAAGGAUAUUAUUCUUCAUCUUUGAGCAGAGAAGCUUGGGAUAAUACUCAUAUUUAUCUGAAAUGCUGUGGAAUAAAAUCCGCAAAUGACUGGGCGAAAUAUCACGUUGACAUUCCAAGAAGUUGUUGCUCAAAAUCCAUCGAAGAAUGUCUACAAAUGACAGAAGCUGUAGCUUACAAAGCAGGAUGCCUGAAGAACGCUGUACUACUAAUGAAGUCUUAUAUGCACACGAUGAGUUUGUCCGUGCUGUCGAUCUUUGUAAUAAUAUUAGCCAGUUUUCUUUUGGUACUCUGCAUACUUGCCAGAAUGAAGAGACAGUGA
Messenger RNA from Eufriesea mexicana, 843 nucleotides. RefSeq names its product leukocyte surface antigen CD53. NCBI's taxonomy places the organism in Eukaryota, Metazoa, Arthropoda, Insecta, Hymenoptera, Apidae. The coding region runs from base 1 to 843 and encodes 280 amino acids. Gene Ontology annotation, cellular component: plasma membrane. The record is from RefSeq and is a predicted model, not a curated record. The transcript is spliced from 6 exons.